Molecule: messenger RNA, 9530 nt
Organism: Pundamilia nyererei
Lineage: Eukaryota; Metazoa; Chordata; Actinopteri; Cichliformes; Cichlidae
Gene: elk1
Product: ETS transcription factor ELK1
Exons: 11
Coding region: 118-1866 (582 amino acids)
Biological process (GO): regulation of transcription by RNA polymerase II; cell differentiation
Cellular component (GO): nucleus
Molecular function (GO): DNA-binding transcription factor activity, RNA polymerase II-specific; sequence-specific DNA binding
Source: RefSeq, a predicted model, not a curated record
CAGACUCACAGACGCACAAACAAACACAGACAGACUGACAGCAGGACAGCAGCAUGGAGGUGGUGUGAGGCAUCUGGGAGAUAGAAAACAGCAACGAGAAGGAUCGUUUUGCUGAAGAUGGAGUCCAACCCACUGAUUAACGCGAUGGACCCGUCCAUCACGCUGUGGCAGUUCCUGCUUCAUCUGUUGGAGGACCAGCGGCAGCGUCACCUGAUCUCCUGGACAAGUGAGGACGGCGAGUUCAAGCUGCUAGACGCCGAGGAGGUGGCCCGCCUGUGGGGGCUCCGCAAGAACAAGCACAACAUGAACUACGACAAACUGAGCCGGGCACUGAGAUACUACUACGACAAGAAUAUCAUAAAGAAGGUGAGCGGCCAGAAGUUUGUCUAUAAGUUUGUAAGUCAGCCUGACCCCUCCCUCCCCGAUGGGAUACGCAGUAUAGAGGAGGGCCAGAGGAGGGACGUCAGCGACUCAAACAACCAAUCAAAAAGCCUUGGGGGCGUGGCACCAACUUGUCCGACAAAGGGCUUGCCCCAGCGCUCAUCACCCAGCAGCUCCCAGAAGAGCUCCAGAAACGACUACAUGAAGUCCGGCCUCUACUCCACCUUCACCAUCCAAUCCCUGCAGGCCUCACCCAAUCCACGGCCAAUCAAAUCAGAGCUCCUCCUGCAACAAGAGCCUGUCCCCAAGGUUGAUCGCACACUGAGAGAGGUGUGUGUGUUACCGGAGUCUAAAUCCUCUCCGUCCGUGGGGAGCGCUGCGGACUCUGUUCUCCAGGUGAUCGUCACUCAGACGUCUCCCUGUCCGACCCCGGCUCUCAGCCCACAGAUACCAGCCAACUCCAAUGGCCAAUCACAGAAUCCUCCUGCUGCUCCGCUGAGCGACCCUCCCCAGAUUUAUCUCACCAACAUGGGGGACCCGUCCGCCCUCAUCACUCUCGGAGGGGGCACGGUGAGCCCUGUCCCCCCUCCUCAUGUCUCAAUGGGAACACAGGGCCCACAGCAGGAGGAUUGUGGGGGCCUUACCAACCCCACCAACUUCCCCUCUCACCACCCGCAUGCUGCUCCUCAUCAGUCUCACCCUGCCCCUGUGUUCGUUAUUAUCAACCCACCUCCCAAUCAGCAGCAGCAACAGGUGCCGAUGACGACUGCUGCUCCUCCUCCCUCUGUCGCUCUUCCUCCCACCGCCCGUCCUCCACCCAUCGUCAUCAAGGAGGAGAAUCUGCCGUCAGAGCAGGAGCUGCUGGAGAUGGUGACACUGGAUGGGAAACAGGUGGAGGAGGUUCCUCAGCUGAUCUGUGACUCGGGAGAGCCAGAGCCUCCCCCCACCAUUGUGGAAAGCCCGCCCCCGCCCUGCAUUGAUGCCGGGGUUGGAGUUCAGCAGCCAGCAGAGGAGGGGAGGACAGAGGGUGAGGGCCAGGACACGCUAACAGAUCCAGUCAUCCCCCCGGUGACGACGUCCUCGCCGGUGACCUCUCCAGCGGCUUCAUCCUCGGACGCCGUUCCUCCGAAACAAAAGAAGCCACGAGGCCUGGAGCUGCCCUCCUCUCCCUCCCUGCCCCCCGGCCUCUCCCUCGAUAAGGUGAAUGCAGCAGUUAACAGUUUAUUGGCUCCUGGAUCAGCGACCAACACGCUCACCCCGACUGUCAUCACCUCUCACGCUCUGACUCCGGUCCUGUUGACUCCCAGCCCUCUUCCCUCCACCAUCCACUUCUGGAGCACGCUCAGUCCCAUCGCUCCUCGAUCGCCAGCUAAACUUUCCUUCCAGUUUCCCUCUAACGGCAGUAAUCAGAUCCACAUCCCGGCUCUGAGCGUCGACGGCCUCUCCACCCCCGUGGUCCUCUCCCCGGGGCCCCAGAAGCCCUGAGCUCCCCGCCCGCCUGAAGCAGCUCUUCACCGGGCACAACCUCGCCCAAUGAUCUCCUCAACUCCUGGAGGGUUGGAGGAAAAGCCGGAUCUGCACUGACUCUGAAAUGCAUCACUAAAAACCCGACGCCAUGAGAAGUUUAGGCUGCAUCGGCUGACUCUUUUUGGUAGGUGUCAUGGUUUGUGUGGGCCUUUCACUGGUGGACGCGUUCACAGCCGAAGAUCAGUCAGACCCUCCGCUGGUUCUUACACUUUCCAACAGGUGGGAAUCUGCGCUUUGUCCUCCUUCCACCUUCCUGUUUCUUUCAUAGCUUUGUACUCAAACACUAUGACAGCGGGGUUUCGAGAGAACCAGAUGCUUCUCUCGACUUGAACCCGACACGAGGACAUAAACGGCAACUAAAGGCCACGAGAAGACGGAGGGAUGUUUUUCUCUUUUUCUACUGGUGUUUUUUAAACCUGUCGUUGGAUUUCUUUCUAUAAUAUUGUGAGGUCUUUACCUUGCGAUGCAAAAGUGCUCUGACGUGACUGUUGUCAAAUAAAACAGCUUAACCUUGAAGAUGGCUUUUAUAGCCAGUCUGCUUACUGAAAACUGACAGCAAACAAAUGUCUGUUUUCAAAUGGUUUCUUCAGUGUGUGACGGAGGGGAACCGGAGAAAAGCUGGAGCCUUCUCUUAUUUGAGUUUUUACUAAACAGAAGAUUUGACUUGACGUUUUCUGGGAGUAACUGAUCGCGGACUGGAAGGAGGGAACGUUCACAUGUUUGUGUGUAAAAGGAUCUGCAGUUCCUCAUAAUCUCACAUUUUUUCUGAUGGGAUCUUUUGUUUUUUAAAUUCGAGGUUAUUUAUUUCUGUCUUGUUUUCAAUGCACCUUUCUCUGCAGAUUCCUUAAAGGUUCUUGACUGUUUUUAAAACAGUCUCAUCUUUUUUUCCCUCAUUUUUUAAGCUACCAGGCGACUCUCUCCCAGUUGGAAUUUAAUUUCAGCACCAACACUGACAUUUUAUAAACUCACCUUCUGCUGGAUUUCGUCAGAAACGACUUUCAGAGCCAUUUAAGGGUUGUUGCUUUGCUCUUACUGGCCGAUUUUAAAGGUCACGCCUUUCUCUGGUUCUGCAUGGCCUGUUUUUUUAUUUUUGGUUGUUUGUUUGUUUUGUUUCGAGUGGACUCCUCAGCAGCAUUUCGAACUGACCAAUCACAAAGGAUGAAGAUGACGGUGGACCUGAGGUUUUUCAAAGCCAAGUUCUUUCUCUAUAAAAGUGUCUAAAUGUGACAGAUUGUAUAUUUUCUCACAGAGUUUAAUGUCCAAACUGAACUGAAGUGUCUGUCAGACUUGAUUUAAAGGUUUUACCGAGGACAGAGUCACAUUCCUUUGGUUUUUAAAACAGUGAUAGAUGAGUUUGCGUUACUUAUUAACAACUGCUUAUUGUUUGAAUCUCAGCAGUCAUUCCAGAGAUUUUAUUUGAGCAGCUCUGAAAAAUAAAUGUUUUGUUCCAAAAGCCUUGGAACAAAUCUGCAGUCAUGUUGCCACAAGUUGAAAGAGUCGCAUUUAUUCUCCUUUCACUGAGAGUGUAGGAUAGCCUUUAAUAUAUUGAAAGCUUUUUCCGUGCAAAAACCAACAACAAAGGACCGAGUUUAAUGACACACAUUAUGAUUGAAACAUUUCAAAUAAUUUGAUCAAUUUGUGUUUAAUAAAGCACCAAAAACCAUGAAAAACAUAAAUUCUCUAAAGGCAUUAGAAAAGCAUCAGAUGGUCUUUAGUGUCAACCUUGGAACAAGAUGACUAAGAAAAUGUUUUUUUUCCUUUAUGGCUUAAACGCGUAUUUAAUUGGAUCUCUGAAGACAUCCUUGAUGGCAGGGGCUGAUUUAUCUGUUUAUCUGUGUGUGAAAAAAAAUUUAGUUCUCUGAAAUUUAAAUAAAAACGAAACUUUCAGAUAAAAUACAAAUACACAGGAAGUGGCUCUAACUUUAGUCUUUGUCAGUUUGGUAAAAUUUGCUCUCAGAGUUGAACUUAAACUCCUCGAGGUCAUAAAUAAUCGGACCACAUCAAAUGUCAACGACCUCGUAGUACCAUGUAAUCCCAUCACAACACCUUACUCUCAGACUGCUGGCUUACUUCUGUUUACUGAGUUUCUAAAAUUUAGAGUGAGAGGCACAGCCUUUGGUGUUCAGGCUAAUCUCCACUUUCAGACUCUCUCAGCUUUGCUGCUGUAGGCUCAGCCUUCUGGAGGACUUCCCAUGAUGCACUGAGAGUUCCUUCUCCUCUCCCACCUCUUCACUCCCUGCUGCAGAUCGCAACGUUUUCUUUCUUGAUUCUAGGGUGACGUAUACGUCUGCCCCUCCCUCAGCCUGGUGCUUCUGGGGAUCUCUUCAUGUUUAAAAAGAAAAAAGUUCUUUCUGCCCUCUGUGUUGCACACAGGGGAUCAGCUGAUUGUUGGGGUUUUCUCUUCAACCCCGUAGACUCUUUUUGAUUUAAUUCCAAUUAAAUUAAAUUAAAUAAAUUUGAAUGAAAAAGGAAGAAAUGAAACCUUUAAAAACUAACAACUAACACUAAACACUUUCAUUGAUUUAAAAACUAAACUCAAACAAACUAAAAUUGAACUGAAACCUGAUUAACGAUAAAACAUAACUGUGUUAAAUGUUGUCCCGUCAGUUCUUACAGUUGGAUUUGAGAUUAUUCAAAGAUGAGCAUCCUCUAAUCUUCAGGGCACCGCAGUGAUUUUUAUCCACUUAAGAACUUUAAAAGAUCAAAACUCUGCAGAACAAAGUAUCAGAUAAUCACAGUUUUAAACAUUUUUUAAAUCCUUGCUGGUAAAGUUUGAUAAUUUUAGGUUGUGAGACAUGCGGUCGUAUGUUUUGUUCUCUCAGCGUCGGCUAUGAAGCAUAUGAGUUUUACUGUACAUGAUUUACAAACAACUAGGAGGCUUCAUGCAUUAGAACAAUGAUUAGUUGGAUUUUGUUCAGUCUUUAGUUUUGUUUACGGACCUUUUCCACUAAUACCUGCUCGGCUCGGUUUUCAGGGUUUCCCAUUAGGUGGUAGUACCUGGUACCUGCUCCAUUGGGCUUCUGAAUGGUCCUAAAAUGUGACUGCAUGUCAACAGACAGCAUGCAGCAGAUGGGCCAGUCAGUGGCGUCCCUCGAUGUGUCAUGAGAGCAAGUCCUUUACAAAAUUCCAAACCGCCAUUUUUGAAAUCCGGCAGUGAGGGAAAGUGGCUCCACACAAACCAACACCGUGAUCCGGUGAUGAGGUGCAGACACUUGGCAUCGGUUUGGCAGCAGGUAUACCAGCGCUUCGAUAUCCUCCACUGUUGUGUUGUGGCGCAUACGAAUGACAUCACAGGAAUUUUGGCGGUGUUGCCACAGCAACCCCAAGGACACUGAUGCGGUUGUAUUAUAAUAGAAAACGACUGAAACAGAGUCGAGCCGAGCAGAUCAGACUGGAUACUUGGUUCUCUCCGAUGACCUGGAGUUUCGCUUGAUUUACACGAACAUGUGAUUUUUUUUAAAGCGUGUUUGACGGGAACUUGUGGCAACAUCGAAAACCUGCAGAGACAAAAAAAAUGUUUUGUUUGUUGGUUUGUUUCCCCCAAAAUUGUAGACAGACACUGACUCAUGUUCCUCUAAAAAAAAAAAAAAACCCAGACUGUUGAUGUUGUUGUUGUUGUUCGUGUUAUUUCUAAUGCUAGCUGUGGUUGCCACGGUAACCUGACCCGACUGUUGCCGCCCUGCAGGUUGCUGUUGUCAUUGCUGUUGUUAUCGUUGUUGCUGCUGGAGCUGUUAACGUGUUUCUAUGCUUCUGUGUGUGACGCCAAGGCUGCAGACACACACACACACACACACACACGCACGCACAAUGCAAUCUUUGUGAGGAUUCAUUGGAGGGGUCGGUCCGUCCAUGCUAACUCAAGCUUUGCUCAGUUACUCGCUGUGAUGUUGCUACUGCUGGCACAUCUUGCGCUCUGGCUCGUUGCGCACUUACACAUCUUUAUCACAUAAAUAAGAUCAUCUGCCGCGUUUGCAUCAAGGGUGAGGAGGACGCUCGGGCAUAGAUACCCAGAAGGUGCAGAACAUGCUCCAAGAAAACAGAAGUUAACGAAAACUUGUGUUCAUAUUUGAAUUACGCCUUUCUCCAAAUUCAUAACAUUACGUUUCGGUAUUUCAGUGACAUUUCUCUUAAGAUUACAGUUUAGGGUGCACUGCUGUGCCGACCACGCCACAAAUUACUGCAGCAUCACUGCUGUGCUUUUUACCAGCAGCAUGGUGUCAUUACCAAAUCUGUAACUACCUGUUUCUACUUGAAAAGUAUGAUGGGGGAAAGAAAAUACUGCACUAACUGAGCUAAGAGAUUUUUGGUGGCAAAGGUGGGCCCACUGGUGGUAGUCUCUAUGGGAAGGGCUGCCAAAAGAACUGCACAGUCAUCCAUAUUUCUUCUGUACAAUACUAUGCUUUGGGUUGCAGACCGGUUCAGAAAAAGGCAAGAAAGCGGAAGUGGCUUUGCUCCAACAGUGUUUAAAGUUCAACAGACAAGUUGGAGAAAUUUAGGCAGGCAUUGAAGCGCAGCAGGAGCUGCACUUUUCUGCACUUCCACUAAUGGCCAAAGUGAGUCAGUCGCUAUUGACUCUCAUGUUCAAAUGUCCAACUUAGGUAAAAUGGUCUUUGCACCCUACAAAAUAUUAUUGAGAAAAAUGUAAUUUGUUUUGAUUUGACAGAUGUUCCCCUCUGCUAGUUGUAGAACUGGACCUGUCUUGUGUGUGCUGUUGGCACUUUUUGGAUUAUUUUUUAAUGGAAAAAUGUGUCUUUGUUUACAGUCAAAUGUAUGGCAGCAAGUAUCAAGUACCUAAGCUUUUAGGUUCAAGGUUGGUUGAGCUAAGAGCAGUGCAGUGUCUGCAGUGAGGUUCAGGCUGAGGACAGGGGCGCUCUGGAUUUGGACAGAUGGUUCAUAGAUGAGAGGAAAAGCCCGACUACCCAACCUUUCAAAGGUGGGUCCUCACAAGGUUGACCCUCUAUUUGGUUCCCACAAAGAUAGCUGUGCAAGCACGCGCACACACACACACACACACACACACACACACACAGCUGGAGCGUCAGGGACUGAGUGAAGCUCGUAUUCAGUGUUUCCACCUUCACUGAGGUUAUUCUGCAACUCGUUAAAUACCUGAAACAUCUUUCUUUACUACUUAAUUUUUUUACAAUGUGAAGUUUAAAAAGGAACAAAAAAUCUGAUUCAAGAUAGAGGUUCUAGUUUUCUCUACCUGAUCCAAGCUGGAACCAUCCUUCAUCAGCUCCUCUGAAUUCAGCCUCAGAUCGGUCCCUGACGGUGGGAUUUCCCAGCCUUUGCGGCGACGUAAACGCAGCACCAAGCCAUCGUGUUCGACUGUUCUCUCUUUACAGCAUGACUCUAUUUUUCUAUCAGAGAUGAUGUGUUUAUAUUGCGUAUAAGAUUUAAAGAGUGAUGAAGCCUUAAAGAUUUCAGCUGCAGCAGAAGAAAGAUGCAUCCUCAUUUAAAAAAAGAAAGAAAGAAAAAAGAUACUACCUGUUGUGUAUCUUUCUUUCAGAGCAUGAUGAUGAAAAAUAAGCCAUUUAUUACCAUUUAUAACUUUGUGUAUCGGGUUUUGGACGCAGGGUUUGAGUCCGACAUGUUUAACUUCAAGCUAACCUUUCUCUCACCAGCAGAACAUGACGAAUGUCUUUAUAUCGAUUAGAAACUGCUUUGCAUUCUGGGUAAUGUCCAGAUUUCUGUUUUUGAAACUCAUCACCAUCUGAGCGAACUUGACGAGGGGUCUGCUUUGCAAACGCUGCCUGUAUGCAGAUGAAAGAUGCUUGCAAAGUGACAUUUGAGGAAAUACUUCACCUGCAGGCCUUUAAGUCUUAAAACAAUAUUUUCAGACGUCUUUAAUUCACAGAAGUCUUAAACUGUCUCUCUCGAAUGUGAAUCACUGAAAGGAAAGCACGUUAUGGAAGAGGCAAAGCAAACCCCUGCCUCCAGUUACACAAGGCAUCUUUUCACUGUAGGGGCAAAGUGUUGUAAAGGUAUCUGCCUUAACAAAGUUCUUGGGUGCUUUCUCCAGGUUUAAAGAAUCAGAAUCGAAGCCGCUCAGCGGUUCCUACCCCGAAAGGGUUUCUGUAGAGUUGGUUCCUGAGAUCUGAACAUGCGAAGAUUGAAAGCCAAAACAGCCGGCUGGUUCCUGCAGUCAAAGGCGGUCUGUGGACAUGUACUCAGGAUUUGGUGAUGAGUUUCACUUCAUAAACAUCAUCAGUUAGAUUUUCUGCUCUGGUUUCUUGACAUUUAUAAAGGAAGCCGUUCCUUAAAUCCAGUGAGGAACAUCUGUUGUUCCUGAGCUUUCUGUCUGUUCACUUGAGGUCUGGAGUUUUCUCAGUGGUUUUCAUCUCAUAAACCAAAAGUUGUUUGGGUUUUUCACGUUGACGUCCAAAGCCUGGACAGACUUUGCUGCCGGUCAUUCUGCAUUUGAGCGUACCGUCCAGCUGCACUUCAGAAACUGUUCGUGUGCAAACCAGCUCAGUGCAACUUAAUGAAUCUUUGUCUUACUGUAACACUGUUUAGAAUUAUAGUAACUUUGAUAUGGUAAUACAUCUAAUGUAUGACUUGUUCAAUGACAAAACAUAACAUGAAAAAUGAAUAAAUAUUCACGCCUCUUUUAAGACAGUGAUUUCUUUUUAUAACUAAUAUUUAUAAUCUGCUUCCUGUUAUCAUAUGUAUGUAUCUGCUUUACUUUUUAGUAAUUUAAAUAUGAAAUAGGUCAUUCAUGCUAGGAAGUAUGAGCAGCUUCUUGUUAUAAUGACAAAGAUAGAAUAAAAGUUAAAAAAGGCGUAAAAAGAGAAAUUAAAUGAUGACUGUUCUGGUUUUCACCGGGAAGAGUUUCUUGUUAUAACAACAACUGCCUCCUUAUGUCAAAGGUUUGUGGAAAAUGACUAGAAUUUAAGCUUAAAAUCUUUCUUGCCAGAAAAGUUUAACAUUAUGCAAAUAUUAAAAUUUUUAAAUGCUGUCAUUCAGUUACUUUUUUUUAAUUUUGCAAUUUUGAAUUAACAUUUGCACGUCUGUCGAGCGGUUUCAUCCUUUGGUUAUUGAGCCUUAAUUGCACAGUUUAAAUUUCUAGUCUUGAGGGCAAAACUAGCAAUUUAAACUUGGAGAAAGAGUACUGACCCAUGAUCCUUUGCAGCAGAAUGACAGACAGAAAGCUCCGGAAGCCGAUGGCUGACGCGCCUCCUAAUUGUAAAGAGGUUUUCUGUCCACAGUUUGUGUGGAAAUCUUCACUGUAUAUAGACACGAAAUAUAAUCUGAACAUAUGAAUUUGCUAUAUAUUCUGUACCAUGUGACAGGCCUGACCAAUGGGCUGGGGGUUGUUAAUGACGUGUUGUUCCUGUGGCCUGUCGUUGCUGUCAGAUCCUGCGUGGCCCCUCCCCUCCUCGGCUGUGAUUGGCCAUGGAGUUUAUUGAUGUAAAGUGGUGGGGCCUGCUUUUAUUUUUCUGAGAGAGUUCUACAUGUUUAACAUGUUAUUUACUGGAACCAUUUAAAAGAAAAGCUAUUUUUUAUGGACGUGACUUUAGUUUUUGUUGGUGUACCAUGUUAUGCUGAUGAUUCCUCUUGUUUUCUACAAACACACAUGCACACACACUGGGAGGACGGUAAUAAAACUAUUUUGUCCUGUA